Molecule: messenger RNA, 1897 nt
Organism: Tupaia belangeri chinensis (Chinese tree shrew)
Lineage: Eukaryota; Metazoa; Chordata; Mammalia; Scandentia; Tupaiidae
Gene: SPATA6L
Product: spermatogenesis associated 6 like
Exons: 14
Coding region: 622-1704 (360 amino acids)
Biological process (GO): spermatogenesis
Cellular component (GO): sperm head-tail coupling apparatus
Molecular function (GO): myosin light chain binding
Source: RefSeq, a predicted model, not a curated record
AUGCUGAAUAAUGCUGUGAAGAGAGAGACUGAAAAAUAUUGUUGUUGCUAACAUGGGUUACUUAUCUUUUACACCUCUGUAAGAAUUAUCCUUGUAUUUCUAACUAGCACACACUUUACCUUGUUAUUGAUGGCUGCCAUGUUUUCUGAGCCAAACAUUAGGAUAAAACAUGUAAUAAACAAGAGUAUCUUUGGGAAAAGGCAACUAUAUUAAAUCGGAAUCAUUACAGAAACAGGACUUGAGGGUCGUGUAACUCCUAAAAAUGGUUAGUAAUUAAAUAAUAAAGGAGCUAUGAUCUCGUUCUACGUAUAGAAAGGAAACUAAACAUUUUGGUAUAGUGAUUAGAAACAUUAACGAGAGUCGAUAGAAAGAAAACUGGGGCUUUUCGCAUCUCCUGAUCAGUCGGGCACUCCAGGGACUCCAGGGCCCGGCCAAUCUCCCGCUAGGGCACCGCCUGGGGGCGGACACCGAGCCUGGCAUUCUGAGCAGCGCACUGUGGGGCACGCACGCCUGCGCUGUGGCCUCGCUGGCGUUCUAGAGUAAGGUUGCUAGUUUGAGUGUCCAUGGCAACGCGACGCUUCUGCCUUCUGGAAGCCUGCACUCCAGCUCCCCGUUGGAACAAUGCCUCUGGAGGUGGUGGUAGAGCUGCAGAUCCGGGCGGUAUUUGAAAAUGCAAUAGAUCCUGGAGCUGUAGUAGACCUUUUAGAAAGCUUUCUAACCAGGUUUGAAUUAAUACAACUAGUGCCACCAGUGUGGGAUGAGUUGGCCUACUAUGAAGAAAACACACGGGAUUUUCUUUUCCCUGAGCCCAAGUUGACGCCUUCACAUCCUGGGAUGUGUAGGGAGGUACUCAUGAAGACGGCUAUAGGUUUUCCGGGAAUUGCUCCCAAAAUAGAAUUUUCUACCAAGACAGCCAUCAGAGAGUGUGUGUUUCUGCAUAGAAACAGAUUUCUUGAAGAAAGAUAUAAAUCACAGAAGCCUUUAUUCACAUCACAUGGACCAGUAUAUCCCUUAAAUAAUAAAAAGAUGAAGCCAAAGGAGAAUCAUUUUAACAGAAUGCCCAAAGGCAUGCAGUCUCCAGUAUCCUCUCCAUAUACUACCAGACGUUUGUUCCAGGACCAACCAGCUCAGUUGAACGUUGGAAAUAAUUUCAGAAUCUCUGGAGAAAGCAAGCCUCCAUUUGUAGUUAGACAUGUGGACAGUGCAAAGCCCUUUGGUGAGAGUGUUUCAGAGCAUCAUUCGCGGAAGUCUAAAAGGAAAUCUAAAUUUUCAGACUUCCCAUUUCCAUUGAGAAGAGCUUCUUCUCUUGACAGCCUUGCAGCUAACGUAAAGGUUAUCAAAGAGCCAGAUGAACGGAUUGUUUUAAGGCGUGAAUCACCAUCACCUUUAGAUUCAAGUAAGUUUGGAAAGCUCUUACCCAGUAACCGAGGAGAUGCCAAUUUCCACCAGGAAACUUCACUUGCCACCCUUCAGCAUUCCAGAUCUCUUAGUCCUCUGGAUCAGCCCUUUCUCCAAGAAAGGUUCCAUCCUAGUUCUCAGGCUACGUGGAAGAAGAUCCAUGAAAGGGUGUGUGGUCUUCUGACAUCCCACAGAGCUCAGCAGCAUCCAAACAAGGAAGAUUCUACCUCUGAGGUAAAUAAUACCUUUGAAAGAUCAAGUUACCCUCCAAAGAAAUACCCACUGCAUGAGCCAAGAUAUUUUUAAGCUGCUAACCUAUGGGAAAAUGAAUGAAGGCUGAAGGAGGAUCAUGAAGCAAGUCACUUAUCAAAGCAACUGACACAUCCUUAGAGAAAUGAGCAACAUUUGUUGUCUGUAUUGAGUCACUGGUGUCUAGCCCCCUUUAAAUCAAACCUUGUACUCAAUCUUUUGUGCCCAGAAAUGGACACUCAUUUAAAUU